Messenger RNA from Rosa chinensis, 786 nucleotides. RefSeq lists its product as uncharacterized. NCBI's taxonomy places the organism in Eukaryota, Viridiplantae, Streptophyta, Magnoliopsida, Rosales, Rosaceae. The transcript has a single exon. The record is from RefSeq and is a predicted model, not a curated record. The coding region runs from base 1 to 786 and encodes 261 amino acids.
AUGGGGUUCCUUGACUCGACUACUCCUCCACCCAUAGCUCCUCCUCCACCCAAGGCGAAAACUUUCACAUCAAUUGUUUCAAAUUCAAUUGAAUCAUCGGUGUCUCUUAGCCAACUACCUGCACCGAUUGUUCGCAGAGAUAAAACAUACAUUAAGAUCAAUGAGGCUCUUUAUCAGGAGCAAUUGAAAAGUUUCAAAACCAACCUCCUUGGUCAUCUACUGCUCCGUAAAGGCUCUGCAACUUUGAAGACUGCUGAUCUCAAGGGUAUGCUUAACACUCUGUGGAAGCCCUCAGCUCCAUGGCGUCUUGUUCCGCUGGGGAAAGGAUACUUCGACAUUCACUUUGCAACAGAGGAUGAUUUGCGAAGAGUUUGGGGAGAGGGUACAUGCACCCUUGCUACUGGUAUUUUCAGAUUGGCUCAAUGGAAGCCAGAUUUUGUGCCGGGAGACAUUCUCCCACAGACCCAUGCUCAACUUUGGGUUCGAUUUUAUGGUUUGAGCCAAGACUAUUGGCAUCCUCAACAUCUAAUGGAGAUUGCUCAUGGAGUGGGCACUCCAUUGCAAUUAGACCGGGCUACGAAGGAGCGUGAGUUUGGCUAUUAUGCCAGAAUUUUAGUAGAUGUGGAUCUUGCCAGGGAAUUACCAUCUUCAUUGAUGAUUGAGCGUGAAAAUCAUUGUUUUCCCAUUGAAGUGGUCUAUGAAAAUUUGUGCACCCAUUGUGGUUUGGUUGGCCAUACUGCUGAUCGUUGUAAGCAACUAAACGACAAGGAACAAGAAACAGCGUGA